GGUGUUAUAUCUAAAUUUGCGAUCUUCCUGCAUCAACCAGCACCAAGUGGUCGAGCAGUAACUCGGCUGACGCAUCUUCCUUGGUCUAGUGGUCAUGAUUUCCGCUUGUCAUUAACACCGAUAAGCGCGGGAGACCGGGGUUCGAUUCCCCGAGGGAGAGUCUUUUUUUGCAUCAAGUUCAUACUAAUCAUAUUUGAUGAUCGAUUCUUCGCAAGUACCCAGUCCUCCUUUGAGCGCAACCUGAUCAAUGAUCAAGAACAUUGGAUAAAUACAACACCCGAUCUAUUUAUUUUUCUCUGCAGACAUCACUUUCCUGCCUCCAAGCCAAACCUUUUCCCAUCUUUCAUCAAGGCCGGCUGGCCCAAUGGCAAGGCGCUUGACUACGAAUCAAGAGAUUGCAGGUUCGACCCCUGCGUCGGUCACAUCUUUUUGGCUCCUUCAUCUCAUGGUGCUACUCUCUUUUUGAACCUCUGA
This is a messenger RNA of Penicillium macrosclerotiorum, 474 nucleotides long. RefSeq lists its product as uncharacterized. Lineage: Eukaryota; Fungi; Ascomycota; Eurotiomycetes; Eurotiales; Aspergillaceae. The record is from RefSeq and is a predicted model, not a curated record. The transcript is spliced from 2 exons. The annotation marks the transcript as partial.